AUGCUAAUUGCUCUGCUUAUUGUGUACUGUUAGGCAUUCUAAUUAGAAGUGUUACCAAAAGAAGAGAGAGUAAAUACCCAUUUAAGAGUGAGAGAAAAUGACUUUGCUUGGCUUCUGGACAUUCCUAGAAUCCUUUUAGAGUACUUGAUCGUAAUGGUAUUAUCACCAUUCUUCAUCCUCCCUUCAUUCUUUUUGAACAACCAAGAGAUCUGGGUUGCAACUAUCUAUAAAUUUCUCUACCUUCCAGUGGUCAGACUUUCAGGCUAUGCUUCUUGA
This is a messenger RNA of Stylonychia lemnae, 276 nucleotides long. The record is from the annotation of a GenBank genome assembly. Lineage: Eukaryota; Ciliophora; Spirotrichea; Sporadotrichida; Oxytrichidae.